This is a messenger RNA of Manihot esculenta (cassava), 2451 nucleotides long. Its product is annotated as zeta-carotene desaturase, chloroplastic/chromoplastic. Bases 606 to 2366 code for a protein of 586 amino acids. The record is from RefSeq and is a predicted model, not a curated record. Gene Ontology annotation, molecular function: 9,9'-di-cis-zeta-carotene desaturase activity. Lineage: Eukaryota; Viridiplantae; Streptophyta; Magnoliopsida; Malpighiales; Euphorbiaceae. The transcript is spliced from 14 exons. Gene Ontology annotation, biological process: carotenoid biosynthetic process.
AAGAGAGUGUACGUGGUCCAUUUCCUUCCUAUGGAGAAAAAAUGGAGAAGAUAAGGCGCACUUUCUGUUAAACACGACAUCGAAGUGAGUUUGUGACGACACCCCAUUUUCAUCAAACGACAUCAAAGGCUCGAUCCAAAACAAAGGCUCUGUUUUUCUCUAAUUCUGUUGCUCUAUUAUAAUAUUAUCGUUGUUAGUGGCAGAGCCACCCAACCCAUCAAGGUGAAACACUCCUUGCAAACCGCAAUAGCCUCCAAAAAACACCACCCAGAGAAUCUUCAAAAAUACCAAACAGCUCGUCUUAGUUACCUGACAAAUUUCUCAUACCGUAGCAUCUUCUCUACUCGAUUUCUAAAGAUACCCUCUUCUUAUCUCUCUAUGAAUCUUUGUCUGUUAUGUGCCUAGAACUUCUUGCGAAAGUGGAUCGUUUUAAAAUUGAAACUUUAUUGGUACAAGGCAGGGAGGAGUCCAAUUUUCUUGUUUUCUACUUCCCAUCUCUUCCUCUGUUGGAAGUAUCUGUGGUCUAACUAUUACACGCAGAGAGCUAGAGACAGUGGAGAGAAGAAGAGGGAACUGAAAAUUUUGUUGAUUUUAGUUUUGAACUUAUGGCUUCUUCUAUUCUUUUUCCGGCAAAUUCUGUUACUGGAACCAGAAGCAAGACUCCUGGGUUCGUGCUCUCUGGGGGUGGCCGGUCGGUGGCCCAGAUGGUGAGGACUCCAAGGUUGUCCUUUGUUCGGUCUUCUUUGGAUUCUUUGGAGACAAACGUGUCUGAUAUGAGUGUUAAUGCUCCAAAGGGGUUGUUUCCGCCAGAACCUGAACGUUAUAGAGGACCGAAGCUGAAGGUGGCUAUUAUUGGGUCUGGGCUUGCAGGGAUGUCAACUGCAGUGGAGUUAUUGGAUCAAGGUCAUGAGGUCGAUAUAUAUGAAUCAAGAACUUUCAUUGGUGGUAAAGUGGGCUCUUUUGUUGAUAGAGGUGGAAAUCACAUUGAAAUGGGACUUCAUGUUUUCUUUGGUUGCUAUAACAAUCUUUUCCGUUUGAUGAAGAAGGUAGGUGCAGAUAAGAAUCUACUUGUGAAGGAUCAUACUCACACAUUUGUAAACAAGGGGGGUGAAAUUGGUGAGCUUGAUUUUCGGUUUCCAAUUGGAGCUCCCUUACAUGGGAUUCGUGCUUUUCUGUCAACAAAUCAGCUUGAGACAUAUGAUAAAGCAAGAAAUGCUUUGGCCCUUGCCUUAAGUCCAGUCGUGAAGGCCCUUGUUGAUCCAGAUGGAGCAAUGAAGGACAUAAGAAAUUUAGAUAGUAUCAGCUUCUCUGAUUGGUUUUUGUCUAAAGGAGGCACACGCAUGAGCAUCCAAAGAAUGUGGGAUCCUGUUGCCUAUGCCCUUGGGUUUAUUGACUGUGAUAACAUCAGUGCCCGUUGUAUGCUCACUAUAUUCUCAUUGUUUGCCACUAAGACGGAGGCUUCCUUACUACGUAUGCUCAAGGGUUCUCCAGAUGUUUACUUGAGUGGUCCCAUUAGAAAGUAUAUUGAAGAUAAAGGGGGCAGGUUCCAUUUAAGGUGGGGGUGCAGACAGAUAAUGUAUGAUAAGUCUACUGAAGGAGAAACAUAUGUCACAGGACUUGCCAUGACAAGAGCUACUAACAAGAAAGUUGUGAAAGCUGAUGCUUAUGUAGCAGCAUGUGAUGUUCCUGGAAUUAAAAAAUUACUUCCAUCCCAGUGGAGGGAAUCAAAAUUUUUCGAUAAUAUCUAUGAGCUAGUUGGAGUCCCUGUUGUAACCGUGCAACUUAGAUAUAAUGGUUGGGUCACAGAGUUGCAGGAUCUUGAACGAUCAAGGCAAUUGAGGCAAGCUGUUGGUUUAGAUAACCUUCUGUACACUCCAGAUGCUGAUUUUUCUUGUUUUGCGGACCUAGCACUCACUUCUCCUGAAGAUUACUAUAUUGAAGGACAAGGGUCAUUGCUCCAGUGUGUUCUUACACCAGGUGAUCCGUACAUGCCUUUGCCAAAUGAUGAAAUCAUAAAGAGAGUCUCAAAGCAGGUUUUGACUUUAUUUCCAUCAUCCCAAGGCUUAGAAGUUAUCUGGUCAUCUGUAGUAAAAUUUGGGCAAUCCUUAUAUCGUGAGGGACCUGGCAAAGAUCCCUUCAGACCAGAUCAAAAGACACCUGUGAAGAACUUCUUCCUUGCUGGCUCUUAUACAAAACAGGACUACAUAGACAGCAUGGAAGGAGCAACUUUAUCUGGCAGACAAGCUUCAGCAUAUAUAUGUGAAGCUGGUGAAGAGUUGUUAGCAUUGAGGAAGAAGCUCACUGCCACUGAAUCUCCAGAAACCACAGAGUCUGCUCCUGUUACUGAUGAGCUAAGUCUUGUAUGAUAUAUUGGUGACUCAAAGUCUUUUUUCUUAUUUAUGUAAUUCAAAUGAAAUUAUAUUACCAAUAUAAAAGGCUCAUUUCAUCCUA